This is a messenger RNA of Parascedosporium putredinis, 3342 nucleotides long. The record is from the annotation of a GenBank genome assembly. Lineage: Eukaryota; Fungi; Ascomycota; Sordariomycetes; Microascales; Microascaceae.
AUGCGCAGCGGACGAAAGAUUGACGAGGAGGACCCCUCCAUCCUCGACCCCAUUUUCCGAUCCGUCGACUUCUCCGACACCCGGGGCGAGCCCGCCGACGGCGAAAUGGACGCGGCCAUCUUCGACUCGUGGCUGCACAACCUCCACGGCACGAGCCUCGACGAGGCAGCGGCGAAUGCUACGGACGAGACUGAGGAUCUCGAGAGGCCUUUACGCCGCGAGAUUAUCCAAUUUUGGAAGCUCGUGCACUCGGACGUGCUUGAGUUCCUCAACGGGGCGACGGGGUACUGCGGGAAACGCGUGAGGCAGGAAUAUCUCCGCGUACCGUUUACCGGCGCCGAGGGCGCGGCGGCGGCGGCGCCGCGGAGCCAUGAUUUUGGAACGAAUGUGCUCGUCAUCCCGGCGUUUGUGGCGGAGGGUGCGGCGAUUCGGAUCACCAGGGAUGCCGUGAGGGAGAAGGGCACCGAGGCAGAGGCAAGCAUGAGUCGAGGAAACGGCUCUGACUGCCCGGGCACAAGUGUAACUCUCAACGAAUACCGCUGUCAGAAUGUCAUGUUCAGCUCACCGUCCAUGUGCCGGCGGCUUCCCGACACUUAUCCCGAUAUGCAUACACGCUACCGGAAGCUUCUACACCUUCCAGAACAUUCCCUAUGCCGAGCCCCCGUAGGCCAACUCCGCUUCCGCGCCCCCAUGCCCCGCGUCACCGUCGACCGGACCAUCCGCGACGGCUCGGGCGGACGGGUAUGUCUCCAGACGGCGGGCCCGUGGUUCCAGUACUCCAUUCCGCUCGUCAUCCAGACCGUCAUGACGACGUGCAACAACACGUCGGGCGGGCCGCCCGGCGCUCCUCCCGCUCCGACCUUGCCCGAAUCCGAGGACUGCCUCUUGCUCGACGUGACGGUGCCCAAGUCUGUGUGGAAUGCCCGCGAGACGACCAAGAGGCCGGUUCUGGUGUGGAUCCACGGUGGCGGUUACAUCCAGGGUUCCAAGGAGAGUGCCGUCGUGCCCGAACUCAUUGCGAAGAGCCAGGCGAACAACAAGGGCGGCAUGAUCAUUGUCUCCAUCAACUAUCGACUCUUUACUCACCGCACAAAACCUCUCGCAGCGGUCUCUUCGGCUUCCCCCUCGCCAGGCAUGGCAGUGGGACGUCGCCUCCAACGCGGGCCUCUACGACCAGCGCCUUGCCCUCGAAUGGGUGCGCUUCAACAUCCACCGCUUUGGCGGCGACAGCUCAAGGUCACCGUCAUCGGCGAGUCCGCGGGCGCCGGCAGCAUCAUGACGCACCUGUCGGCGUUUGGCGGCAUCGACGGCACCUCGCCGUUCCAGCGCGCCAUCGUGCAGAGCCCCGCCAUCAAGCCCGCCACCAACGCCGCGCGGUACGCCCAGCUCUUCCAGACGUUCCUCGAUACCGCGGGCGUGGCGAGCUACGCGGAGGCGAGGGCGUUGUCUACCGAGCAGCUGCAGGGUGUGAACAAUGCCAUGGUGGGCCAGUCGGCGUUUGCUGAUACCAUUUUCGGCCCCAACGUCGACGGCCUCUUCAUCCCCGACGAGCCCGUCCGCCUCAUGGCCCGCAAAAUGGUCGACAAGAACGUCCAGCUCAUCAGCUUCUUCCAGGGCCUCAUGCCCAACGUCCCCGCCGCCAAGAUCAACACCCUCGCCUCCACCGUCUACCCGCCCGUCUUCACCGGCGCCCAGCCCUACACCACCAUGACGGAGCGCCUCAAGCUCGCCGUCGGCGACGCCCUCUUCAGCUGCAACGCCGUCGCCAUCAACGCCGCCUACGGCAACAAGACGCGCGGCUACCAGUUCGAUAUCUGCCCCGGCUUGCACGGCCAAGAUGUGUCGUAUACUUUUUCAACGGCGCGCAUAAUAUCGCGAAUCGCCUCCGUUCAGCCACAGCCUACUGAAUUUUGGAAGCUGGUCCUGGCCUCGCGUGCACUUCUCCCGCCGCGCGCCAUGCGCUUCGGCUCCAUCGUUCGCUUGUCCGUGCUCUUCGCAUCGGCGUCCUAUGCCGACCCCACGUGUCCGGGGAAGAGCCAGCGCUGGGAAAAGGAGCUCCGGCUCUCGCCCCGGGACGCGAAAGAGGCCUGCGACGAGGAUCCCACCAACCUCCGGUUCAUAUGGACUUUUCAGCCUGGUAAAGCGAGCGUAGGCGAAAUCAACUGCCAGGACUUUGACUUUGUCCUCGCUGAUGCAGGGCCGUGGAAGUGCCGCGACCACGACUGCGCCCCCGGCAUCUGCUACGAGGGCAACUGCCCCGGCCACCGCAUCUUCACGACGGACGGCACGUGUCAUCCCGACCCAGGGAUAGGCGCUGCUGGGGCGGCAACUGCCUCCGCUGGCGCGGGUGCCGCCGCGGCUUUUGCUCGAGAAGAGCAGGUACGAGGACUCGAUGACGACGGAUGGGACGUGUGGGGCGCUGCGCAGAAACGGUGCAUCUCGGAGGUCCUGGAGUUUGCAUCAGCCCCAAGCAACAUCUCCGGCGGUGUUGCCCUUUCGGGGUUCAUUGUGAACAGGUGCGGCGGCGGCAGCAGCACGCCUUGCCGGACGACGCGCGAUCCGCCCACCCUCUCGGACCUCGACGUCAACCGGUUCGUCAACUACACCGAGGAUCCCCACUUUGGCGGCGCGUACUACUUUGGCCGGGUCACCCUCAACUUCACCGCCAUCGCGGACAAGGACGUCACCUGCCGGUCGUCGGUCGACUUCCAGAUGCCCCUGAAUCUGUAUGCGGCGGCUUUCAUCGCGCCGCAGAGCCCGUGGCCCGUCAGCUCGUCCAACCCCUACGUCAUCGGCUUCAAGGCCUGGAAUCCCGCGGGCGGCCCCGACGCCGACUUCAACGCCUCGUACAACCGCUGCAUCUCGCCCACCGACCUCGUCUUCCUGCGCACCACGUCGUGGUUCUCGUACACGUACCCCAACGCGGCGCUCAGGGAGGUGGUCGACACCGUCGACCUCUCCUUUUCCGCCAACCCUACCCCCGCCGCCGAGGGAAACUCUACGGCGAGGCCGCCUUCGUCGCCGGCCGUGCGCUUCGCGGGCACGUACGUGGAGCCGCCGCAGGAUCGGUGGAACAACAUCUCGCUCGCCCAGUGGGGCGGCGACGCGCUCGGUAUUCCGGACGAUCUUUGCCUGGGCGAGACUACCUUUGACGAUCCGUUCCCCGAGGGGACCACGAUCGAGGCGGUAUACGGGGUCAACGCGAGCUUUGUGCUGGAAUUCAAGGGUUCUUUUGCCGCGGACAAUUCGACGCAGGCUGUCACGAUUGACGGGGACACGGUCAAUUUCAACGUGAUUAACGGCGAGGAGAAUGGGCAGUCGGCGCUGCGAGCGUGGGGGUGA